This is a messenger RNA of Alligator sinensis (Chinese alligator), 1989 nucleotides long. RefSeq names its product RRN3 homolog, RNA polymerase I transcription factor (gene RRN3). Gene Ontology annotation, biological process: transcription initiation at RNA polymerase I promoter. Gene Ontology annotation, cellular component: nucleus. NCBI's taxonomy places the organism in Eukaryota, Metazoa, Chordata, Crocodylia, Alligatoridae. The annotation marks the transcript as partial. Gene Ontology annotation, molecular function: RNA polymerase I core binding; RNA polymerase I general transcription initiation factor activity. The record is from RefSeq and is a predicted model, not a curated record. The transcript has 17 exons.
CUGCUGAAGCACGAGCAGGGAGAAACUGCUGACUUUGAGUUGUUAAAGCAUCAGCUGUCAGAUCCGGAUAUAAAGGAUGCCCAGAUCAUUAACUGGUUGCAUGAAUUCCGCGCUUCUGUUGUAUACUUGACAAAAGAUGUGGAGGAGCUGGUCAGCAUUUUGUUGAAGCUGCCAUGGUUGAGAAGAAGCCAGGAUGUGGUGGAGGAAUAUUUAGAUUUUCUGGGUAACCUGGUAUCAGCACAAAGUAUCUAUCUUAGACCCUGCCUCCGCAUGAUUGUCUCACAUUUUGUACCUUCUCAAGUAAUCGUAAGGGAAGAUGGUGUGGAUUUUUCAGAUUCUGAUGAUGAUGAAGAAAACCUUUCUGGAAACUUUAAAGCAUGUCACAGAGCACUGCAAACUGUAGCAAGAUAUGUGCCUUUAACACCGUUGUUUCUUAUGCCAAUACUUGUGGAAAACUUUCCCUUCAUUAAUAAAUCGGAAAAUACCCUGGAAUAUUAUGUUCAUAACUUGCUGCGAAUUACUGUGUAUCUUCCAACUCUGAGACUUGGAAUUCUGGAACUUAUAGUUGAAAAACUAUUGAAGCUGGAUGUAAGCACACCACGACAGGAUAUUGAGGAUGCUGAAGAAAAUGCUAAUGCUCCUGGUAGUGUGGAAAAAACCACAGAAGAAGGACUUUUUGACAUGGAGGAAGAUGAAGAAACAGAAAAAGAAAACCAAGGUGCCUCCAGUGAGAGUGAUGUGAUGGCCCAUCCUCUAGCAGAACGCUUGGAUAUUUUGAUGACCAUUCUGUUUGCUUAUAUAAAAGAGGUCUGCUAUGUCAAUGGCAAAGUUGAUAUCAACAAUACAAAAGGCUUAUAUCGGGAUCUAAUUACCAUCUUUGACAAACUAAUUUUACCAACCCAUGCUUUGUGUCAUGUACAGUACUUCAUGUUUUAUAUCUGCAGUUUUAAAUUGGGGUUUGCAGAAGCAUUCUUAGACCAUCUUUGGAAGAUACUGCAGGAUCCAAAUAAUCCUGCAGUGAUCAGACAAACCGCUGGAAAUUAUAUUGGCAGCUUUUUGGCAAGGGCUAAAUUUAUUCCAAUUGUCACAGUGAAAGCAUGUCUGGACCUGUUGGUUAAUUGGCUGCACAGAUAUAUUGAUAGUCAGGAUGCAGGGACAAAUGCUUACUGUGAUGUAGCUCUACAUGGACCGUUUUACUCCGCGUGCCAAGCUGUCUUCUAUACUUUCAUUUUCCGCCAUAGGCAGCUUUUAGAUGGCAACUUAAGGAAAGGUUUGGCAUACCUGCAGAACUUAAAUUUUGAACGCAUCGUCAUGUGUCAGCUGAAUCCCCUGAAGAUUUGCUUAGUUUCUGUUGUCAACUUGUUUGCAGCCAUUACCAGGAAGUACCAGUUGGUGUUCUGCUACACCAUAAUUGAGAGGAACAACAGGCAGUUUUUACCAGUCAUUAGAAGCAGCAAUGGCGGUGACUCUGUACAGGCUUGCACUAAUCCACUUGAUAGUUUUUUUCCUUUUGAUCCUUACAUUCUCAAAAGGUCAAAGAAGAAUAUUGAUCCUCUUUAUCAGAUUUGGGAAGAACUGAGUGCUGAAGAUCUUAAGGACCUUACAGCACCCAUUAAAAAGAAUACAGCUGAAGACGAAGAUGAUGACUUCUUGAAAGGAGAGACUCCUCAGAACGAUGGCAUGCUUGGAAUUACUCCAAGUUCGUAUGACUCAAAUAUUCUGAGUACACCAAGCAGCCUAGGAUCCCCCCCACCAGGAACAUAUAUACAGCAGCACCUCUGACUGAAACUGCAAGUUGAGAGGGAAAAGCUAUGUACAUUUCUCUGGAAAGCUGUUCAGUCUUUCUACAAACUCAAGUUUUUUCAUUUUUUUUCUUUGAACUGUAUUAAACAGGGAGGAAAGCUGACUUUUAGCUUUUUAACUGUUGUUUCUGCUAAGAUGAGUUCUGAUAAUUUCAUAUGUUGCCAAAAGAGACUAGAGAAUAAAAUG